UCGCUUUCUAACUUGGCGAAACGUUGUCAACAACUGGUCCAGAGAAGAAGAAAAUGAUCAUUUAUUUUAACUCCCGUUAGCACCAUAUGUUGGACUAAAAUUGUCUCUUAUGUUUUUUAGUUGCCGGAAUUGAAAUACAGACAAAUAUACUCCGUUUAUUUACACAGGCCAAUCAUGACGAUUGAAGCUGUCAGUGGCUAACAUUAGCCCUCUGAAUGCUGCUCUGGCUGUUUUAGUCUGAGGGGAGGCUGCUGAUAAACUGUGAGCUGGUUGUUGUUUGGGGGGUAAACCUGUAAACAUCGUCUCAAUCAGACGUCCUUGGAGGUUCGGAGUCUUUUUCAGAUCCUUUAGGAAAGAAGGGGGGCUUUGAGAGAAAUCACCAUGGAUCUGUUUGACAGCAACGCCGCAGAGCGAGCUAACCUGCCGAGGAACAUGAUCGAGAACAGUAUGUUUGAAGAAGAGCCUGAUGUGGUGGAUUUGGCCAAAGACUCAAGCGCAUUUCCAGCAUUUCCCACACUGGACCCUGAUGAAGUGGCAUAUGAGCCUCGAAGCUCACGGUUGCUGGUGCGUGGCCUGGGAGAAAACGACAUGGACGACGAUGAAGAGGACUGCGAAUCUUCUGCGCGUCUCCUGGGAAUGUCUUUCAUGAACCGGAGCUCUUCUCACAGAUCCAACUCAUCUCCUUACAUCAGGCAGUCUCCACCGAGGACUUGUUCACGACCUUCAGCUCGAACCAUGGUUGUAUGUGUGUUGGUUUUAGUGAUAGUAGCUUCGUUGGCAAUGGUGCUGUACUUCUUACCUGGCUGCACCUUUACCAGGGACGGCUGUCCUAAGGCCAAUAAGACCGCACCUCUUGAGCCAGUCUACCCUAAUUCCACCAACGGUGAACUGUUUCCAUGGGCCGAACUCCGACUGCCUCGCAGCAUCCGACCACUCAGCUAUGAGCUCACCUUGACCCCCAACCUCGACAACAUGACCUUUACUGGCAUAGCUGUCAUUGAAAUGUCUGUAUCUCACAACACAAAGCGAAUUGUGCUCCAUGCUGCUAAUCUCAACAUUACCAAAGCUACGUUUAAGCUCGGGGACGGGGGGGCCCAGGAUGUGACUGUGUUGGAGUACAAACCCAGGCAGCAGAUUGCUGUUAAGUUCUCAGAAGAGCUAAAAACAGGACAGCACUGUGUUUUAACCUUUGAUUACUCAGCUAACCUCUCACACACCUAUGAUGGUUUCUACAACAGCUCGUACACUGAUAAAGAUGGAAACAAAAGAGUUCUGGCAGCAACACAGUUUGAACCACUGUCAGCCAGAAAGGCCUUCCCCUGUUUUGAUGAGCCGUCUUUCAAAGCUACUUUCCUGAUAAGAAUCAAUAGAAAACCAACCUACAUGACUCUUUCCAACAUGCCUCAGGCCAAAACCACGCCUCUCCGCAAUGGCCUUGUGCAGGAUGAGUUUGAGAAGACCAAUGUCAACAUGAGCACUUAUCUGGUGGCAUUCGUCGUUGCUAACUUCACUUCUGUCAGCAGCACUGCUUCAGGAACAAAGGUUUCUGUAUAUGCUGUGCCAGAAAAGAAGGAGCAGACUGACUUUGCUUUGGCUGCAGCUUCCAAACUGCUGCAGUUUUAUAAUGAAUUCUUUGAGAUUAAAUAUCCGCUGAAGAAACUAGAUUUGGUGGCCAUUCCUGACUUCCUGGCAGGAGCCAUGGAGAACUGGGGGCUUGUCACUUUUAGGGAGACCACCUUACUGUUAGACAACAGUUCUUCCUCUCUCGAGAAACAAGUGGUAGCCUCUGUAAUAGCUCAUGAGCUGGCUCAUCAGUGGUUUGGAAACUUGGUAACCAUGAGCUGGUGGAAUGACCUGUGGCUCAACGAGGGCUUCGCCACCUACAUGGAGUAUAUGUCACUGCAGGAAAUAAUGCCCGACCUCGACACUGGCAAUUUAUUCCUUUCUAUGCGAUUCAGAGCCAUGGACAAAGAUGCACUAAACUCCUCCCACCCUGUGUCAGCAGAGGUUAACACCCCUGAACAAGUGGAAGAAAUGUUUGACUCCGUCUCCUACGAAAAGGGUGCAUCGAUUCUCCUGAUGCUAAAUGCGUCCUUGCCAAAGGAGCAGGAAUUUAAAAAAGGGAUAAUUCAGUAUCUGAAAACAUUUAGUGGAUUAAAUACAGAAACUAAUGACCUUUGGAACAGCCUUACACAGGUUUCCACACAAAGUCAGAAUAUUUCCGAGAUGAUGAGUACAUGGGCAUCACAGAAAGGUUUCCCAUUGGUCACCAUGAGUCGUAAAGGAGAUAAAGUGAUCCUCUCUCAGGAACCCUUCCUGCUCACAUCUGACAGCACCACAAAAGGAUCCAGACUGUGGAACAUUCCCAUCACAUACGUGAAUGACAGCUGCAGUUUGGCCUCUGAGUGCAGACAGAUGUUCACUCUGAAAAGCAAGACAGAAAAUCUCAAGGUGCCAGAAAGUGUGCAGUGGCUAAAACUGAACUACAAGAACACUGGUUUCUACAUUGUCGACUAUGGGAACGAUGGUUGGAAUGCUCUCACUGAUGCCUUGUCCAACAACAGCACUAUUCUCACGCCAGAAGACCGAGCCUCACUAAUACAUAACAUCUUUGCUCUGUCCAGACUGGGACGGGUACCAUUUGAACAAGUCCUUAGCUUGCUAAACGCCAUGUCCAACGAAACGGGGACUGCACCUGUAAAAGAAGCCCUGCUGCAGCUCAACCGCAUCAACAGACUGCUCGAUAAAAGACAGGAGUCUGGCUUGGUAGCUCGCAUGAAGACAUACAUUCUGAAUCAUUUUGGUUCUUUAAUGAAGAAUCAAUCAUGGGAAGAGGAGCAGAGUCUAUCAAAACAGGAACUGCGCUCAAGCCUUGUCUUCACAGCCUGCAUUCUGAAUGAAGAAAGUUGCAUCGACAAAGCCAAAAGCCUGUUCAAACAAUACAAGGACUCCAAUUUCACCAUGAAGAUCCCAGGUGAUUUGCAGCAGGCUGUCUUUACAGUGGCAGCUCAGUCGGAAGAUGACUGGAAAACAUUGCUCACCUUGUACACAACUACCAGCAAUGAUGCUGAGAAGCGGAAGAUACUGAAAGGCCUGGCUUCUACUCAGGACCCGCGUCGUAUUGUAUGGAUUCUGAAGGCCAGUCUGAAUGGCGCUAUCAUCCAGACACAGGAACUGCCUCUGAUCAUCAACACCGUCUGUAACGGUUUUAUUGGUCAUUUGUUUGCUUGGGAUUUUAUUCAAAUAAACUGGGACCGCCUCAUAGAGAAGUUUCCUGUGGGCUCUUUUGCCAUCCAGACAAUCAUCAAAUCCACCACCUCCCAGUUCUCCACACAGGCACAUUUUGACCAGGUCCAGGCUUUCUUCUCCAACCUGAAGCAGCGUGGCUCCCAGAUGAGGAGCGUCCAAGAGGCUCUGGAAACCAUCAGGCUGAACAAACGCUGGAUGGAAAGCAACUUGCAAGCUUUGGGAAAAUGGCUUUAAGAAUGUUAAUUCAACCUGAACUCACCUCAAUAACAAGCAGGUGGGGUGCAUCUUCAAGACGGCAGCAGCGUUUGCACUAUUUUUGGACUCUGUCCCUUAACUCCCAGUAUCUGGAUUAGAGCACUAAUUAAGAGCUCAUUCUGGAUAAAAAGUUUCUGAGAUGAGUCCUGUCAGUUUUACUUGAUAGCUCAGGGUGGUUCUGAUUGUGAGUCUGACUCGCCGGUGUCAGACUCAACAUACACUCCUCGUAUUUUAUGCUGUCGACCAAACCUCCUCCGCAGUUCUCAUCUAAACCUUGUGCUUUAUUAGACAAUCAUGCUUCAAAGAAAGAAACAAACCUCCUGUAGCUCCUGCUGCAUCUCAGGCACCAAGCUGUUUAAGCUAUAAAAUGUCCUCUUGAUAAAUCCAAUUUAAGAUUAAUGUCAACAUCCCUAAUGUAUGUGUGUGAAGACACGGCAGGAGAAACAUGCAGUUGUGUCAAAUAAACCCCUAUUACUCCUUUUACUAGAGCACUUAGCAAUGGGGAUCAUAGGUUAGAUGAUUGAUUGCUUAAAAUGCCAAACUGUUUUGGCAUUAGUUGAAUGUAGUAAGAAACCUUCCCACUGUGUGAAGUCAAGGAUGGACUGAAAACCAGGGCAGAUUUUAAUCACCCAAUGUGUCUUACAGCAGGUGAGAGCAGGCAGCAAACACUGGAGCCAAAUGGUCUCUUUAUUUUAGUUACUCCAACCCUAGCUCUGAUCCAUAUGUUUUAUUCUGCUUUUAUUGCCUCUAACCUUUUUUAUUUUGAGUAUAUACCUGUGUAAAGUGUAACUUUAAUGUAAAUAUGGUCAGCAGUGAGCUUUUGAAAAUGUACAAUUUUAGACAUUGAAUUUGAAUAUUUCACAACCUGGUCUCUGUUGUCUGUGUACAUUGUAAAGUCCAGGUUAUCUUGAGUUAAGGUCAAAGCUUUUUUUGUUACUUCUGUAUUUAGACAACCAAAAAGAAGGUUUUUUUCUCAUGAAUGUUGUGUUACAAGGGCUACUGUGCAUAUUAGAGGUACAAGACAGAUGUUAGAGAUACCAGGCAGAUGUUAGAUUCCAGGCAGAUGUUAUCUGUUCGUACAUGUUGACCGUUUUGUUGUUGCUCUGGUGUUAAGCAGGAGUGUCACGCCUCAGAAUUAGUUAUUUAUUGAAAUGUUUUUAAAGACAAAUCCACGUCCAGAGAGGUACUUUCACUUCCCUGUUGCUACCUUUAUUAACGUUUCCAUUAAAGUUUCUUCUGUUUCACAUGUUUAAAGACUGUGUAUUUACAUAACAGCGAGUGCCACUCCUACCUAUAAAGAUGCUGUAAGAGAUCUGAAGAAAUGUUCCUCUAAAUGGUACCUUGAAAAAGGACGGGUUGACAAAGCUCUUGUCAUUGAUGGAGACAGAGCUGGAUUAAAUAAAUUAUCUAAACUAGGCUGACUGUAUUUUUUGGGCCCCUCUCCAGCGAUGUUAUUUAUGAAUUGUAAUUUAAGUUACCAAAGUUAAUAAUAAAAGUUAAU
Molecule: messenger RNA, 5005 nt
Organism: Cyprinodon variegatus (sheepshead minnow)
Lineage: Eukaryota; Metazoa; Chordata; Actinopteri; Cyprinodontiformes; Cyprinodontidae
Gene: lnpep
Product: leucyl/cystinyl aminopeptidase
Exons: 22
Coding region: 382-3483 (1033 amino acids)
Biological process (GO): peptide catabolic process; proteolysis
Cellular component (GO): cytoplasm
Molecular function (GO): metalloaminopeptidase activity; zinc ion binding; peptide binding
Source: RefSeq, a predicted model, not a curated record